AGUUGUUUUCACAGUUUUGACAUGUAGCGUACUUUAUUGUGGAAAAAUUGGAGCAAAAGGCCCCAAUUCCCAAAUCAAAAUGAUAACCAAAUGCUAAAUUUCAACCAACAUCCUUUGGGUUGCCUAUCUGCUUUCUACUCGCACCUCACCCAACAUAUGGUUUGAAUUUGAUGAUCCUUUUACUUUUAAUGUUACAAAAAAUCCAACUUUAUACUGUUCUCCAAGAUUGCUUGUACUUGGUCUAGGUUUUAAGUUGCCUCAAUAACUCUCUUGUUCUUUAUCUGAAUUUUCUCCUUUUUCGUAAGAAUCUUGUUUAAAGUCGGAUUCUCUUCAUACUGUUGUCGGCAGGUGGUGAGUAACUGAGUAUCAUGAAAAUGUGGGAACAUAAUUCAUCUUCACCAUGGACUUCGAUUCUCUUUUGAUGAUUAUGCCCACUAGUGAACUGGGUUCCUUUGAUUCUCCGUGGAUUCAUCAGCUUCAUUGGUUUCUGCGGAUUCUUUGAAUUGCGUAAGGUUCGCAAUUGUUCUAACAAAAAGCGUUAAUCGAUUGAUAUGAUUAGGGGUAUGGGUUGGCUAACUAAAAUUUUAAAAGGGUCCAGCUCAAGCCAUAGAAUCUCAGAAGGUCGAUAUCAUGACAGAUACGAAAAUGAAGAAGUUUGGGAGGAGCCUCCUUCUACAGAGGAUGCAUUGUCAGACUUUGAUCAGGAAGAAAUUGACAGAGCUAUUGCAUUUUCCCUUGUUGAAGAAGAUGAGAGAAGUGCACUUUCCCUUGUAGAAGAUGACAAAAAAAGUGCACGUUCAAGUGUACAUGAACAUGAAGAAGAAGAAGUAGAAGAAGAAGGUUCUGUUUCUUCUCUAGAAGAAGAUCAUAAUGAUGCAGUUUCAUCUCCAGAACCAGAACAACAUAACAGAGGAUCAAAUUAUCCCUCUGAAGAAGAUCAUAAAGGAAAAAAAGUAAUUGAUGAAGAUUCUCAUUUGGAGGAAGAAGAUGAGCAACUCGCCAAGGCUAUUCAAGAAAGCUUAAACAUGAACUUGAACUCACCACCACGAAAUAACCAUGGAAGCCUGUUUCCUCGUUUGCCAAGUUUCUUUCCAGGUGUAUACAGGAUAUGUGCAGGUUGCAAUGGUGAAAUUGGUCAUGGGAGAUUUUUAAGCUGCAUGGGAGGCGUUUGGCAUCCAGAAUGCUUCCGUUGUCAUGCUUGCAAUAUUCCAAUAUCUGAUUAUGAGUUUUCCAUGUCUGACAACCGUCCGUUCCACAAAUCAUGCUAUAAAGAACAUCAUCACCCAAAAUGUGAUGUUUGCAAGAACUUUAUACCUACAAAUGGGGCUGGUUUGAUCGAGUACAGGGCACAUCCUUUCUGGCUACAAAAGUAUUGUCCUAGCCAUGAACAUGAUGGGACCCCUCGAUGUUGUAGCUGUGAAAGAAUGGAACCAAGAGACACAAAAUAUCUGUUGCUAGAUGAUGGAAGAAAGCUAUGUUUGGAGUGUCUUGACUCUUCAAUAAUGGAUACUCAUGAAUGUCAACCCCUUUAUCUUGAAAUCCAAGAUUUUUAUGAAGGGUUAAAUAUGAAAAUUGAGCAACAAGUUCCAUUGCUUUUGGUUGAAAGACAAGCUCUAAAUGAAGCCAUGGAAGGAGAAAAACACGGUCAUCAUCAUAUGCCUGAAACUAGAGGACUUUGUCUUUCAGAAGAGCAAACCAUUAGCACUAUAAUAAGGAGGCCAAGGGUAGGGGCAGGUAGAAUAAUAGACAUGUUUACAGAGCCUUAUAAACUUGUUCGUAAAUGUGAAGUGACAGCUAUUCUCAUUUUGUAUAGUCUCCCUAGGUUAUUGACGGGGUCAAUUCUGGCUCAUGAGAUGAUGCAUGCAUGGCUCCGGCUUAAAGGAUACUCUAAUCUUCCUCCUGAUGUUGAAGAAGGGAUUUGCCAAGUUCUUGCUCAUAUGUGGUUGGAUUCUGAGAUCAUGGCUGGAUCUAGUGGCACUAAUGCUGCAGCUGCUUCAUCAUCAUCAUCAUCAUCAUCAUCAUCUGUUCCUGUUUCAUCAAAGAAAGGCAAAAGGUCACAGUUUGAGAAGCAACUUGGUGAGUUUUUUAAACACCAGAUUGAGUCAGAUACAUCUGCAGCUUAUGGAGAUGGAUUCAGAGAAGGUAAUAAGGCUGUGCUCAAGUAUGGGCUUAGAAGCACUCUGGAACAUAUUAGACUUACUGGAAGAUUUCCUUGCUAGUCAACUGGAAAGUCAAUGGCUUUUGAGUAUUAAAAGAAGAAAAGAUGAAUAAAGAACUGUUCCCAUGAAUGGUUCCAACUUCCAAACCCUAUUUGGAAAGUGGCAUUACAGGAUUUUUGGUUUUUACUUUCUACAACUGUUGAUAUAUAGGGUAAAAAAAUGAAAUGUGAUGAUAUAGAAUGACAUGUGUUUCUAUUUAUACAAGACCUCAGUUUAGCCC
Lactuca sativa (garden lettuce) is the source of this 2439-nucleotide messenger RNA. Its product is annotated as protein DA1-related 1. NCBI's taxonomy places the organism in Eukaryota, Viridiplantae, Streptophyta, Magnoliopsida, Asterales, Asteraceae. The record is from RefSeq and is a predicted model, not a curated record. Gene Ontology annotation, molecular function: ubiquitin binding.